CCCGUGUCGCUGCAGUGUUGCGCUUUCCUGUUUACGGGCGGGAAGAGCGAACAUAGCUGAGUGUGGAAGCUACUGUGUUUAAAUUGGAAGCACAUUUGUUUUAAUUCCCUUUGAUUCUGAUGGUUUGCACGUUUUAAUGAUUCGCGGGGGAUUGCGAGGUCUAGUGGGUACGUUUUAAGUGGACUGUUGUUAAAAACUAAAAGGAUUUUUGGAGAGUGCGAGGCAGAUGGAGGAUCCUCCUGCAGAUUCUGGCGGUGGUGGCGGCGGUGCAGCAGCGGAGGGCCCCGCGGUGCAGGUGGCAGAUAUCUGCUGGCCGACCGGGGCUAUCCCGCUACGGCUUCUGGAGUGGAAGGUCAAACCCGGGUCUCUUGUUAACGUGGACUCCGUGUUGGCACUGUGUGCUCCCAUACCCCAGGAGAAGGGGGCAGAGGCUGCCAGGCUGCCAGAGAAGAAGGUGAAAUCGGACCGUGCUGGAGUAGUGAAGGAGCUAUGCUGUCAACUUGGACAAGUCAUACCUCCCGGGGGUGUCAUUGUCAGAAUAGAAGAAUGCAGCCACCCGAUAGUGAUGAAGGGUUUAUGUGCUGAAUGUGGCCAGGACCUGACUCAGCUGCAGAGCACAAAUGGGAACCAGCAAACUCCCAUCUCCACAGCAACAGUCUCCAUGGUGCACAGUGUCCCCGAGCUGAUGGUCAGCUCAGAGCAAGCAGAACAGCUGGGCAGAGAAGACCAGCAGAGACUCCACAGAAACAAAAAGCUGGUCCUGAUGGUAGAUCUGGACCAGACCCUGAUCCACACCACUGAACAGCACUGCCAGCGGAUGUCCAAUAAGGGCAUUUUCCAUUUCCAGCUCGGGCGUGGAGAGCCCAUGCUCCACACACGACUACGCCCGCAUUGUAAGGAAUUCCUGGAGAAAAUUGCCAAACUCUAUGAGUUACACGUCUUCACGUUCGGGAGCCGCCUUUAUGCACACACCAUAGCUGGCUUCCUGGAUCCUGAAAAGAAGCUUUUCUCUCAUCGGAUCCUUUCUAGAGAUGAAUGCAUCGAUCCUUUCUCCAAGACGGGGAAUCUUAGGAACCUUUUCCCUUGUGGGGAUUCGAUGGUCUGCAUAAUCGAUGACCGAGAGGACGUGUGGAAGUUUGCACCUAACCUCAUCACUGUGAAGAAAUACAUUUACUUCCAAGGCACAGGGGACAUCAAUGCUCCCCCCGGAUCACGGGAAGCUCAGAUGGCCAGGAAAGCAGCAGGCCCCUCAAGUCGGCCGGCAGACAGCACAGAAUCAGCAGGGACACCUGGUGCAGAAGAGCAAAAUAAUGGCCUCAGGAAAAGGGCGAGGGACCACAACGUUUCCGGAAAGGAUGAGCCCACAACAUCUCAGUCUUCUCAGGGAGUACCAACAAAUGAACGGACUCAUCCCACAGGGGUUUCGGAGGAUGAAUCAGGACAGAGUAAAGAGUCAGUGACUGAGGUGGUGCCUGGGGCGGGGUCAAGAGAAACUCGGGAGGGGGAUAGAACAAAUGUAAAGGAGGAUGAUAGCAACAGGACGCAAGAGGCGCAGGAAGGUGUAAACUCAUCAGCGCCCAGCCAUGAGUCCAAUAACUUGGACUUUGACCUUUCCAGUGACAGUGACAAUGACUCCAUUACAGAAAAGCCUCCUUCAUCAGAGGACGAUAGUGAAGGCAAUCCUGGACAAGCAAAGAAGGAGGGUGUUACGCAAGAGCCCAGUGAUAGGGAAGGGGCGAGGAUAGGGGACAGUAAAUGUCGGGGGGAAGGAGAAAACAGCUCAGAUGCAGCAGAACCUUCAGGAGUUCUUCUCCCAGACCCCGAGCUGGGAAAUGGCUGCUCAGAUAGGAGAGAGCCAGAAACAGAGUCUCAGAAUAGUGAACAAUCUGGGGUCACCAUGGGGGAGGAGCUGCUGGACCAGAGCAUGGAGGAGGAGGAGGAGGAGGAAGAAGAGGAAGCUGAUAAUGACCAGGACGACCACCUGAUCUACCUGGAGGAAGUGCUAGAAAGGAUUCACGGCGAGUACUAUGCCCGCUACGAGGCCUUCCUGAAGAAGGAGGCCUCCGAGACGCCAGACAUCCGCAAGAUUGUCCCAGAGCUGAAAGGCAAGACACUGGAGGGCACAAUGAUAGUGUUCAGUGGUCUGUACCCGACCAACUACCCCAUGGAGAGGACUCGUGAGUACUACCAUGCCAAGGCACUGGGGGCCAAGAUCGGCAAGAAUCUGGUUCUCAGCUCCCUAGAACCCAGUCGGACGACACAUCUCAUCGCAGCACGAGCUGGCACCGAGAAGGUUCGUCAGGGACAGGGCUGCAAGCACCUCUAUGUCGUCAACCCCGACUGGCUGUGGAGCUGUCUGGAGCGCUGGGAGAGGGUGGAGGAGCAGCUGUACCCGCUAAAGGAGGACUACUCCAAGACGCCACGGAGCAACAGUCCAGCAGCUUUCCCUGACAAUCAGAGCUCCCUGCAUAAGCCUAUUUUCCACCCAGCUCCCAUCCACCACAGACCUCCACCUCCAGCCCCAGAGGUCCGGACCUACGACCCCGUCACAGGGAAGCUGAUCCGCAGGGGCCCUCAGGUGUCACGGCCACCGCCCUAUCUCCAGGCAUCAGGGUCUUUGUUGCUCUCUGAUCACAGAGAGCAGUCUUGUCUCAGGGGAACUUCAAAGACUCAGCAGGAUGACGCGGCGGGGUCCAGCCAAGACGACGAGCAGCCGGGACCAUCGCGUCGGAAACGACAGCCGAGCAUGUCAGAAACUAUGCCUCUAUACACACUGUGCAAGGAGGAUCUGGAGAGCAUGGACAAAGAGGUGGACGACAUCUUGGGUGAAGAGAGCGACAACGAGAGUGAAGGGCGAGGAAAGGAGAAGCCAGGCAAUGAGGAGGCGGAAGAUGAAGAGGAGGAGCGGCGGCGGCGGCAGCAGCAGCAGCAGCAUCAGCACCAGCAGCAGCAGCGGCGGCAGCAGCAGCAGCCAGGAGCUGGACAGAUAGCAGCAGCAGGAGGACUCGGUCCUCAGGCGCUGAGCAUGGAAGAGAGGCUUCACACACCAGCCAGCGAGGCCAGUCUGCCAAGUUGUGUGCUAAGGGGCCACAAACGUAAGCACGAGGAAGCCAAGGAGGAGGAGGACGAGGAGGAGGUGGAGAAUAAGCAGUCUGCUGACGAGUCCUCCAAAGACUCCAACGAGGAAGAGGAAGGCAGCAGCUCAGAGGCGGACGAGAUGGCCGCCGCCUUGGAGGCAGAGCUCAAUGACUUUAUGUGACGUGGAACCGUCACAGGAAAAGGACAACAACAACAACAAAAAAAUCCAACUCCAGUCGUCCCCACGAGUGGUAUCUAAAAAAUUAUUUUUCUGCUUUGGAAUCGGUGUGUACUUAGGAUGUAUGAGCCAUGAAUGUGUGCUGUAAUAAAAAUGAAUGUCCUGUACAGAAAUUACAUGUUGCUGUGUAAAUAAAGGCUUAGAUUUUUCUAGCAUUGAUAUAUAGCCUUUUUGGCAUAAAACACUUUGAUGUUAAAAUUUUAUUGUAAGACAACAAACUGAAGGAGACAUUGAAAUUUGAUACUUUUCUUUUUUGUUUUACUGUUUUCUAUUUCAAUUUUUAUAUUCAUGAGAAAAAGAAAUGAAAUUAUAAAGCGUAAAUUUUGCCGGUCGUAAAUGCCAAAGACUUUGGAAUAGGUUUGCCAAGGCGUGCAGCUAAAUGUUUUACUCUUGACUUCCAGUUUUAUUUUUCUUUUGGCCUCCUCAACAGUUUUUUUAGGGUCAUAAAUGCAACCAGCGGAUCUAGACGUAUGAAUGUGUUUCCUCGAGUUGUUUCUUCCUCCUCCGUGUACAUUUGAAGACAUAAUGGUAAGCUAACUAUCUUUUUGUGAUUACCACACCCUUGGUGCAUUGUCACUGUAAACUGAAUCCAACUAGUAUAUUUUCAUUUUCAUUGAUUGUACAAUGUUGUUCAAUUCAGAAGGAUAAACACUCCUACCAGGCCUCUGCUUAUCCUGAAGCCUUUUUAAGGGUAAGUUCAUCCAAAAAAGAAUAUGAAAUCAUAUUUUAUCACUUACCUUUUGAUAUAUAGAAAUUUUCUACACAUUUUCUAUAAAUGUUUGCAUUUGGUUUAGAGGUACAUACACACCGUUUAUGAGUGUUUGCUCAAUUUUGGAAUCCAUUCGCGAUCAUUUUCAGGCCGACAUAGGCCAAUUCCAUUUGUGGUGCUCCCAGCAUUAAAAACAAGAGUAUCAUCUUUCUCCAAAAUGACCGUCCAUGUUGAUCUGGCUAAUUGAUAAUAAAUGCUAUUAGCUUAUUUUUUUAUAGAAACCAAUUAAUCAACCGAAGGGAUUCUGGAGACAGAUGUGAUUCUUGAAUUUUAUUAUGUUGUUUUUAAAUGAUGGCAACACCAACAAACAAAAUACCAGUCACAUUCACAGGAUUGGGGUGGCAGCAGAAUCUCAAAGAUCUUGAAACCCAAAACUGUUUGAAUGGCUAGAUAGCACUGGGGGUAAGUGAAAAAAUAUGUUUGUGGUAAUUUGGUUGAACAAACAAGUCUAGAUGUGCAUACGGUACAAAAAUGUUUAAAUUUGCAAUUUUGAUGAUGAAGUAAAAGUGAUAAAAGAGAAAGCAGGACUCACCAGCAUAUCAUCCCCUUGGUGUCCUCCACAGACCAGCCAAUACAGUGUGACUGCACUUUACUGACAUCACACAUUACAGGAUUUCUGGGUGUUGAAGACCAACUGCUUCCAUCUCUCAUCAUUUUCGGAGAAAAAAAACCAUCAUGCAAAGUUGCCAAGUGCGACUCUUAACGGAGUGUACAGUAUGUUGUACCAAGGUUGCUUACAUUCACUGUUAAUGUUUGGCGUCUGUGUAGAGUCAAACCCAUAGCACUGAGUCUGUUUUUGUCUCAUUCAUUGAAAUAUAUUUCCUCUGCAUUUAGGUUAUAGAAAUAAAAAAAAAAAAUUGUAAUUACUGUCCUAAGGCAGCAGGGCAGAUGUGUGUUUGGAUCUCUGUCCAGUAAAUGUUUUACCCUUGACUUCUUUUCACUUCAUACCUGACGGACUUCUUUCUACAGUGUCAGUCAUCCCAUUUUGUUUGUGUCGACAGUGUUUCCACCUUGAGUUCCAAUCGAAACAACUGACGUGUAACGUAUUUGUAAAUUUCGUACUUGACCCUGAGAGAAAAGAUACUUUCAUUGAAUAAAGAUGUUUCUAAGUAACACAACAGAA
This is a messenger RNA of Seriola aureovittata, 5208 nucleotides long. RefSeq names its product CTD (carboxy-terminal domain, RNA polymerase II, polypeptide A) phosphatase, subunit 1 (gene ctdp1). Gene Ontology annotation, molecular function: RNA polymerase II CTD heptapeptide repeat phosphatase activity. The transcript has 13 exons. The record is from RefSeq and is a predicted model, not a curated record. Bases 227 to 3259 code for a protein of 1010 amino acids. Gene Ontology annotation, cellular component: nucleus. NCBI's taxonomy places the organism in Eukaryota, Metazoa, Chordata, Actinopteri, Carangiformes, Carangidae.